GCCACUGCACUGACCGCACCCCACCCACCACUUGCCUGCCACCACCAUCACCAAUCCCCCCAAGCCAGCGCGGAUCGAGAGAGAACUCAUCGAGCGAGCGAGCGAGCCUGCCGUCGCCGUCGCCGGUUCCCGUCAUGGCCGCCGCGCUCAGGGCCGCGCCGCCGUCCCGGGUCACCGCCAGGCCCGCGGAAGGCUUCGCCAGGUCGGUGGUGGCGUCGCGGGUCGCGGCGGCCGCCGGCGGCGUCGGGGCGGCCGGGAAGAAGGCGCGCGGCGGCGUGGCGGUCCGGGCGUCGCUGUUCUCGCCCAAGCCCGCGGCGGCCAAGGACGCGCGGCCGUCCAAGGCGCAGGAGCUCUACGUGUACGAGAUCAACGAGCGGGACCGCGAGAGCCCCGCGUACCUGCGGCUCAGCCCCAAGCAGACGGAGAACGCGCUGGGCGACCUCGUGCCCUUCACCAACAAGGUGUACAACGGGAGCCUGGACAAGCGCCUGGGCAUCACCGCCGGCAUCUGCGUGCUGAUCCAGCACGUCCCCGAGCGCAACGGCGACCGGUACGAGGCCAUCUACAGCCUCUACUUCGGCGACUACGGGCACAUCUCGGUGCAGGGGCCCUACCUGACCUACGAGGAGUCGUACCUCGCCGUCACGGGCGGGUCCGGCGUCUUCGAGGGCGCCUACGGCCAGGUGAAGCUCCACCAGAUCGUCUUCCCCUUCAAGAUCUUCUACACCUUCUACCUCCGGGGCAUCCCGGACCUGCCGCGGGAGCUGCUCUGCACGCCCGUCCCGCCCUCCCCCACCGUCGAGCCCACCCCCGCCGCCAGGGCUGCCGAGCCCCACGCCUGCCUCAAGAACUUCACCAACUGAUGUGAGGUCGCCGCUGCUGCUCCGCUCGCUGGUAGUGCUAGGGGAGUACGGCUUCUGGUUUGAUGUGUAAUUGGGUAUGGCUAUGGCUAGUUUCCCUUGGACGAUUCGUCGUGGUAGUAGAGCAAUAAGAGAGGGAGAGUGACGGGUCGGGGAGGAGUUUGGGGUGGAGUUGCGUACUCCGCUUCACUUGGCUGGCUCCUCUCUCUCCUGAUUGUGAUCGAUUAGCAACGAGCAGCUCAGCUCGUCUCAGAAAAAAAGGAUUGGUCGAUGAUCAUCAAGUAGCGAAGCGUUAUUAAUUGCUGGGCGCUGCCCGGAGUUGUGUUGUCGCUGAUGGGGAAGAGAUA
Molecule: messenger RNA, 1207 nt
Organism: Panicum hallii
Lineage: Eukaryota; Viridiplantae; Streptophyta; Magnoliopsida; Poales; Poaceae
Product: allene oxide cyclase, chloroplastic-like
Exons: 2
Coding region: 135-863 (242 amino acids)
Biological process (GO): jasmonic acid biosynthetic process
Molecular function (GO): allene-oxide cyclase activity
Source: RefSeq, a predicted model, not a curated record